Molecule: messenger RNA, 4360 nt
Organism: Lycium barbarum (goji berry)
Lineage: Eukaryota; Viridiplantae; Streptophyta; Magnoliopsida; Solanales; Solanaceae
Product: protein ENHANCED DOWNY MILDEW 2
Exons: 19
Coding region: 193-4122 (1309 amino acids)
Source: RefSeq, a predicted model, not a curated record
AGGUGUUAUCCUACAAGGCCCACCUAUAAAUUAGCCGGUCACUACAUUAACCGCCUCGUUUAAAUAGCGAUUUCUGAGUUUCUAGAUUUCUCACUCACUACAACCACCAAAAUAUUUAUUCCUAAUUAGGGUUUGCAACUCUCUAUCAACAGGUAGUCAGUUAUUCCCCCGGAGCAUUUGGGGAAAGUGGGAAUGGCAUCUUCUGAUGAUGAAGCUGAAGCAGUCCCGAGUACAGUUUCUAACUAUGAAUUUGUGGAUGAUAAGGAUGAGCCUGUUUCAUUUGCGGAGCUAACAUUUCAGUGGAAUGAUACUGAGAGUUUGGAUGGGAAUAAAGGACAUGUUUUCUUGCGUGGGACUGCCGAUAAUGGCCUUCAGAAGAUUUAUAAGCAGGUCACUACAUGGAAGAUUGAUUCUUCACGUAUAGAGCCAGCAAUUUCAGUUUUAUCUAAGGAGAACGAUUGGAUCAAACUUGAAAAACCAAGGAAGGCAUUCCAAGAUACCAUUAGGUCAAUUUUGAUCACUGUGCAUUCCUUGCACUUUCUGAAAAAAAAUCCAGAAUCUUCUGGCAGAGCUUUGUGGGAUCACUUAUCUAAAGUCUUCAGUGUGUAUGAGCCCAGGCCUUCGGAGAACGAUCUAGUGGAUCACAUGAAUUUUAUCAAUGAAAUUGUUAAGCGUGACGGAAAAUUGGCUCAAUCCAAGGUUUUACUUAAAUUUUUGGAGGAGAAGCCUAAGAAGAAGAAAAUCUUUGAUGAGGUUGGAUCAAUAUCCGACUUUAUAGUCGAUGAUAUCAUAGAUGACAAUGAAGAAGAAGAUGAAGAUGAUGAUGAUUAUAAUCACUUUGAAUCUCUCUGCGCUAUAUGUGACGAUGGUGGUGAACUUCUUUGUUGCGAUGGGAAGUGCUUGAGGUCAUUUCAUGCUACUGUGGAAGAUGGUGCUCAAUCUCAGUGUGAAUCUCUUGGUUUUACAAAGGCGCAAGUUAAGGCAAUGAAAUAUCAAGAUUUCUAUUGUAAGAAUUGUGAAUAUCAGCAGCACCAGUGCUAUGCUUGUGGGAAGUUGGGUUCUUCUGAUCAAUCAUCUCAUGCGGAGGUCUUCCGUUGCGUUAAUGCGACUUGUGGCCAUUUUUACCACCCACAUUGUGUUGCCAGACUGCUUCAUCCUGAUGCUCAGUCGAAGGUUGAUGAACUUAAAAAGAAGAUUGCCGCUGGUGAAUCUUUUGCUUGUCCUCUGCAUCAGUGCUGCGUCUGUAAACAAAGAGAAGAUAAAGAUAAACCUGAGCUACAGUUUGCCAUGUGUAGACGGUGUCCAACAUCAUAUCAUCGGAAAUGCUUGCCUAAGGAAAUUGUUUUCGACAAGAGCAACGAUGAAGAAGAAAAUGAGGAGGAGGAGGGGGAGGAGGAGGACGAGGAGGAUGAUGUUAUGCCAAGGGCAUGGGAUGGUCUUAUAAAAAAUCGCAUUUUGAUCUAUUGUUUAAAACACGAGAUUGAUGAAGAACUUGCUACACCUUCAAGAGAUCACAUCAAAUUUCCGGGAGAUCGUAGGAGGGAGAAACAAACACCGGAACAAACGGGAAAACCAAAAGGAAUAUCUGCAGAAGUGACUAAUGGCAAGAGAGUGAUUGCUAAAAAAUCAGAAACUGUUGAAAAAUUGUCCAAGGCAGUGAAGGUUGAUUUUUCCAGAAAGAGAGAGAGACCGCCUCUACCUGAUUCUGUGAAAAGACAAAAAGUUAUCGAUGCUAAUAGAAAGAGUUUGAACAAGUCUUCGUCCGCAAAGCUCAACAAAGCUACCAAAAGUGAAGGUAAAACCUCUUUGGGCGAUAAGUUAUAUGCACUCAUUAGCAGGGAAUCACAAAUUGAUGAGUCUGGUGAAGAGGAGAAAACCAAGAUCGUGAAGUCUGACAAAAAGGAGAGAAGCAGUUCACAGACUUUAGAUGCUGCAUCAAAGAGCAGAAUAUUGUCUAUGAUGAAGGAAGUUAAAUCCUCCAUAACUAUGGAUCAAAUAGUGAAGCACAAAGUACCUACAACGCAUGCAUACUCAUCAAAAUUCGACAAAUCUAUAACCUUGGGGAAAGUUGAGGGUUCUGUUGAGGCUAUUCGUGCGGCUUUACAGAUACUAGAGGAAGGGGGCAAAGUCGAAGAUGCAAAAGCUGUCUGUGAGCCUGGGCUUCUUGCUCAGAUAAUGAAGUGGAGGAGCAAGCUGAGAGUGUAUCUUGCUCCCUUUCUACACGGCAUGCGCUACACGUCCUUUGGUCGCCACUUUACUAAAGUGGAGAAGCUGAGAGAGAUUGUCGAUAUGCUUCAUUGGUAUGUUCGAGAUGGUGAUAUGAUUUUGGAUUUCUGUUGCGGUUCCAACGAUUUCAGUUGUCUCAUGAAAAAGAAGCUGGAUGAAAUUGGGAGGGGUUGCUUAUAUAAAAAUUAUGAUCUAUUCCAAGCAAAGAAUGCAUUUAAUUUUGAGAAGAAGGACUGGAUGACUGUACGCCCAGAGGACUUGCCAGUAGGAGGAUCGAAGUUGAUCAUGGGGCUGAAUCCUCCUUUUGGGGUCAAUGCUGUCCUUGCUAACAAAUUUAUUAACAAAGCACUUGAGUUUAAGCCAAAGCUUCUUAUCCUCAUUGUUCCGAAAGAGACACAACGGUUAGAUUUAAAGGGAUCUCCAUAUGAUCUAAUUUGGGAGGAUCACGAGUUGCUUAGUGGGAAGUCAUUUUAUUUACCUGGAUCUGUUGAUUCAAAUGACAAACAAAUGGAGGAUUGGAAUGUGAGUACACCACCACUUUAUCUUUGGAGUCGCCCUGAUUGGACCGCCAACCAUAAAGCAAUUGCUCAACAGCAUGGCCACCCGUCCAAGAUAAAAUUAGAAAAAAGUUGCUUCGACGCACCUGUCCCUCGUUCACUGGAACAUGAUGAAGUUGUGUCAACAAAGAUCAAUAACGACAUUGGUUUUGAGGAUAAGAAGCGACAUCAGCCCCAAGAAUACAAGGAGAGAUCACAGAAUAAAAGUGGCAAAGAAGGUGGUGAUCACCGGGGCCACGGGACGAACAAAUCUCAUGAAAAGUCAAUGAAAGGGAGUCAGGAUAAAAGCAAGAAUAGAUCUGAUGAAAAGUCAAUGAAAGGGAGUCAGGAUAAAAGCAAGAUGAGAUCUGAUGAAAAGUCAAUGAAAGGGAGUCGGGAUAGAAGCAAAUUUCAGAGAGAUUUGGAUGAAAAAUCAAGACAGGACAAGUCCACAGUGAAACGACAGAGAGAUUUGGAUGAAAAAGCAACAGAGGACAGGUCUGUAAGGAAAAGAUCUCUGUCUCAUCAUUCCUCCCCCCUCAUGACCAAUCGUGAGUCGGUUGAUCGGCACACAAUUUUGUCUUCUAAGGCUGAAGAGAAGGAUAGCUAUCAAUGUUUUGCGGGCCAGAGCACUUCUGCAUUACAGACGGAGCAAGAGACAGGGUAUGGGGUACAUCAGGACAGUCACAUGGAAAGAAGGCACAUCUUGCCAACGGAGGAGCCUUAUUCAAGUUUAGCUCACCAAUAUCCUCAGUCUGCUAGUCCUGGUCCUGAGUAUAUGGGGCACAGGGCACAUCAGGAUGGUGACAUGGCAAGAAGGAACAGCUUGCCAAUGCAGGAGCCUUACUCAAGUUUAAAUCACCAAUAUCCUCGGUCUGCUAGUCCUGGUCCCGAGUAUGCAUUCAGGGCCUCUGAAGAACGAUUUAUGGGAUAUCAAAGAGAGCAUCCAGAUAUACCUGGUAGACCGUACACCAGUCACCGGAAUGGGGGGAUAUAUGCAAGGGAGUCAGAUGUACGGGCACAGGGCAACCUUUAUGGGCAGCAGGGUGAUGAGUUUUUGACUCAAAGAAGCAACUACGUAGCGGGUGCCAGCACUGGAUAUCCCCAUCCCCCCUAUGGGAGGUUGAGUCCAGCAACUGAUCCAACCUACGGCAGGAUCAAUACGCCUGUGAUGCAACAGUAUCCUCCACAUGAGGAGUUAUAUCCCGGUAGGAUGAAUGGCAUGGAAUCUGACGGAAGAAGUGGCAUCUACGGUGGUGGAGUUGCUCGACCCGGGUUUCAAGGUAGCUCAUCGGGCUUUGCUCCCAGGCCUUACUACCCCUAUUCGCAGCAAAAUUCGUCAGGGUGGCUUAAUGAGUAGGCAAUGUGGGCUGGUUGGUUUGCGGAGUAUUGAAGAUGUCCUAUUUAUGUUGGGUCAUGGUUUUUUUCGUAGUUUCCGCUUAUUCCUUCCUAUCAAACUUCUUUUUUUGCUUUUUUCUUUUCUUUCAGUAGUGAAAAUGAAGUCAUUAUAUGUAUAAAGUAAAAGCUAGAAAUGCCCAGGCAGUUAUGCUCUCCUUGAAUCUUCUCUAGGUGUUUCUGUUAUGUAAUUUAUUCUGUUC